Molecule: messenger RNA, 627 nt
Organism: Caenorhabditis briggsae
Lineage: Eukaryota; Metazoa; Nematoda; Chromadorea; Rhabditida; Rhabditidae
Exons: 3
Coding region: 1-627 (208 amino acids)
Biological process (GO): regulation of transcription by RNA polymerase II; cell fate commitment
Cellular component (GO): nucleus
Molecular function (GO): DNA-binding transcription factor activity, RNA polymerase II-specific; RNA polymerase II cis-regulatory region sequence-specific DNA binding
Source: RefSeq, a predicted model, not a curated record
AUGCUUCCAUCUCAAAUCUUGACCACUGGUCAGCUUCUGGAACAGCUCACACUGAACCAGCAAGCGCAAUCAGUGAAUGAUCUCAAUUUCAUGUGGGCCGCUUUAAUGAUUCAAAACUCUUUGGUCACACAGUUCCUCAAUUCUGCCUCUUUGUCGGCUCUCCCAAAUCUGAAUUUAUCCAAGUCAAAUCAACUCCAAGAAACUGACAAUAGCCAAAUGAAAAUUCAAACACCGGGGAAAGAUAGUAACUCAGCCAAAAUCACUGCAAAAUCAAACAAGCUCCAUGCGAACUCUCCAAACUCUGUAAAGAAACCACCCAACGCAUACAUCAUAUGGUCAAGAGAGCAGAGAAAGAAAAUUGGAAAAUACUCUUUCAAUCAGCCGAAUGGAAUCUCAAUGGAGCUGGGAACCCGUUGGAGAGCAAUGAGUGCUUCGGAGAAACAUCCAUACUUUGAAGAGCAGAAGCGGCUUACUGAACUUUUCGAGCAGAAUGUCGGAUUCAAAUACGAAAAUCGAGGUAGGCGGACGUUUUUGGUGGAUGGGGAAUUCGUUUCGAGGAGGGAAUAUAUGGCAGCGAAGAAGCGACAGAAUCAUGUUCUUGAGAUCCGUCCACCAACUUCCAAAUGA